GGGAUGGGGGCAUGUUUACCAUGGUGUAGCAUCUCCUCUUCUUUUCAAAACAGUGUGAAGAUGUCUGGACAUUGGGGUUACGAGUUUCUGGAGUCCCAUUCUUGCCUGAUAUAGGUUUCCAGCUGCUGAAGAGUUCAUGGUCAUCUCAUCUUUAACAUAUUUUUCUCUAUAGGUGAAAGAUCUGGACUGCAGGCAGGCACCCGGACUCUUCUACGACGAAGCCAUGCUGUUGUAGUAGCUGAAGUAUGUGAUUUUGCAUUGUCCUGCUGAAAUACACAAGGCCUUCCCUGAAAUAGAUGUCGUCUGGAGGGGAGCAUAUGUUGCUCUAAAACCUUUAUAUACCUUUCAGCAUUCAUAGUGCCUUCCAAAACAUGUAAGCUGCCCAUACCGUAUGCACUUAUGCACCCCCAUACCAUCAGAGAUGCUGGCUUUUGAACUGAGCGCUGAUAACACGCUGGAAGGUCUCCCUCCUCUUUAGCCCGAAGAAUACAGCGUCCGUGAUUUCCAACAAGAGUGUCAAAUUUGGACUCGUCUGACCAUAGAACACUUUUCCACUUGAAACAGUCCAUUUUAAAUGAGCCUUGGCCCACAGGACACGAUGGCGCUUCUGGACCAUGUUCACAUAUGGCUUCCUUUUUUCAUGAUAGAGAUUUAGUUGGCAUCUGCAGAUGGCACGGCGGAUUGUGUUUACCGACAGUGGUUUCUGGAAGUAUUCCUGGGCCCAUUUAGUAAUGUCAUUGACACAAUCAUGCCGAUGAGUGAUGCAGUGUCGUCUGAGGGCCCAAAGACCACGGGUAUCCGAUAAAGGUCUUCGGCCUUGUCCCUUACGCACAGAGAUUUCUCCAGUUUCUCUGAAUCUUUUGAUGAUGUUAUGCACUGUAGAUGAUGAGAUUUGGCAAAGCCUUUGCAAUUUAACAUUGAGGAACACUGUUUGCAUGCCCAUCUUUACUUCUGAGAAACUCUGUCUCUCUAAGACAUCCCUUUUAUACCUAAUCAUGUUACAGACCUGAUAUCAAUUAACCUAAUUAGUUGCUAGAUGUUCUCCCAGCUGAAUCUUUUCAAAAUUUCUUGCUUUUUCAGUCAUUUGUUGCCCCCGUGCCAACUUUUCUGAGACCUGUAGCAGGCAUCAAAUUUGAAAUGAGCUCAUUUAGUGGAUAAAAGUGUAAAAUUUCUCCGUUUAAAAAUUUGUUAUGUUAUCUAUGUUCUAUUGUGAAUAAAAUAUUGGCUCAUGUGAUUUGAAAGUCUUUUAGUUUUCAUUUUAUUCAAAUUUAAAAAACGUCCCAACAUUUCCGUAAUUCGGGUUGUACAUAUACAUAUAGUAUCUAUGGUAGCAACUGCAUAGCAACACUCUUUUGACUUAGCUAGUUAGAAAACACAUAGCAACACACCAAAAACCACUCAGCCACCAACACCAACAAUAGCAACACCCUAGCAUUGUGGCUCUUUUGACUUGUUUCAGUAAGCAAACACCUAGAAACCUCAUGGCAAUUCACUAGAAAAAAUGCAAAUGCUAUAAUACAAUCAAAAUCGCAAUUGUGCAGCAAUUCCUUAACAUCACAACUAAAAAUCACCCAGAACGGCAACAGCGUAGCAAUUUUGACUCAGACCUUAUAGCAACCACUCAGAACACCCUAGCAACCACAUAGCGACUUUAGAAACUGCAAAAAACCUCUGUUCUGCAUGUGCAAACAGUUUCAACAGCCAAUCGGUAAUUAGGGGUGCUAUUAAUUUUAAUUCACUCAGGAUUACUUAGAAAAGUGUUAAAUUUCACAUCUGUGCAUGUGGCGAUAAAACCUUUAGGUUGUCACACCACAGGAAUGCAACACUCCAAUUACGCAGUACGCAGGAUUGUGUUUCCUCCACAAAACUGACAUACCCUCGUUUUAUCUGUACAGAGGGACAGAGAGACGCAAGACAAAGCAGCCAGAGGGGAGGGAGGAGGGCAAGAGAUGUUUUGAAUCCCAAAGGAGAAAGAAAGUGUAUUUUGUGGAUAAAGGGCCGUGUGUUUGUGUGGAUCUGUGGGUGUGUGGUUGUGCGUCAGAGGGAGGUGUGUUGUGGUACGAUCAGCUGUGGCGAGAUGUGGACAGUCACUCCGGCUCUGUUGCAGCGGGGGCCACAUUACACCGGCUUCUCCUGAGUUGUGCUUCUCUUCAAAGCUCAAAUACAGAUCCGACUAUGAGCCCACAGAGGAAACAGGAGACGCCUAAAAAAUGACAGAACGACAGAUGGCUUCUACUGAAAGGAGCCUACGUAUCCAGGCUGAUGACAACCUGAAGUCCAUGAUCGUCGGCACAGUGAUGAGAAAAAUCAAGUCUCGCACAUGGAAAAAGCAGCGUUAUUUCCGGCUACAAGAAGACUGCAUGACUAUCUGGUACAAGAGCAAGAAAGCUGGAAAUGCCCACUCCACCUUUUCUGUGGGUGAUGUGGAGGCCGUGCGGGAAGGGCACCAAUCUGAGGUUCUGCUUAGCAUUGCUGACGAGUUCCCACCUGACCGCUGCUUCACCCUUGUGUUUCGUGGUCGACGUGGCAACUUAGACCUAGUGGCCGAAUCAGCAGAGGAGGCACAAUCAUGGAUAAAAGGGAUACGCAAACUCAUCGAUAACCUGGAGAACAUGGGGCAGAGAGAGAAACUAGACCAAUGGAUCUGUGAUUGGUUCAAAAAGGCAGACAAAAACAGAGAUGGGCGGAUGAACUUUAAGGAGGUCAGAGAUCUGUUGAAGAUGAUGAACGUGGACAUGAAUGAGCAUCACGCUCUCCGUCUCUUUACGAUGGCGGACAAGUCUCAGUCAGGUACUCUUGAAGACGAUGAGUUUGUGCUGUUCUAUAAGAUGCUGACUCAGCGUGAAGACGUCCUGCGAGUGUUUCAGGAAUAUUCAAGUGAUGGGCAGAAGCUAACGCUUCAAGAUCUGAAAGAUUUCCUGCGGGAGGAGCAGCUACACGAGGAUGGAGUUCAGCAGUAUGCGCUCAAUCUCAUUGAACGCUAUGAACCUUCAGACACGGCAAAAAUGUUGCAAGCAAUGACAUUUGAUGGUUUCCUGAUGUACCUGAGCUCAUCAGAGGGCUCCAUCUUCAACCCUACCAUGGUGGAACUAUUCCAGGACAUGUCUCAGCCUCUCUGCCAUUACUUCAUAUCAUCUUCUCAUAACACAUACCUUCUGGAGGACCAAAUCAGAGGACAUAGCAGUGUGGAAGGCUAUAUACGAGCACUGAAACGUGGCUGUCGAUGUGUAGAAGUGGACUGCUGGGAUGGACCAAAUGGAGAACCAAUCGUCUACCAUGGACACACACUGACCUCCAAGAUCUUCUUCAAGGAUGUAGUCACUGUGCUGAGCAACUAUGCCUUUAAAGCAUCGCAGUACCCUGUCAUCCUGUCCAUUGAGAACCACUGCAGUGUAGAGCAGCAGAAAGUCAUGGCCCAACACCUCACCCAGAUCCUGGGAGACAAGCUGCUGAAAAGCACUUUAGAUGGAAAGAUUCCCAUCAGCCUCCCGUCCCCCAAGGAUCUGAAAGGGAAGAUUCUGUUGAAAGGAAAGAAGAUAGGAGGCUUAGAGGAUAGCAUGAAUGGGGUGGUGGAUGACCCUUUGACAGGAGAGGUGAGCGAUGAAGAGGAGACUGCUGAAAUUGAUGAUGACCAUCGUCGCAACGACAGCAUACGGCAUAGAGGCAAGAAAUCCAAGCAGCGUCUGUCUAAAGAGCUGUCCGACUGUGUGGUUUAUUGCAAGAGUGUCCACUUUAGCAGCUUUAAACAUUCACGAAUUCACUCCAAGUUUUACGAGAUCUCCUCCUUCACGGAGUCUAAGGCCCGAAAACACAUAAGGGAGGCAGGAGCGGAGUUUGUUCUCCAUAACGCUCGUCAGUUGAGCCGGGUUUACCCCAGUGGUUUGAGAACUGACUCAUCCAACUUCAACCCACAGGACAUGUGGAACGCAGGGUGCCAAAUUGUUGCUCUGAACUUUCAGACUGCAGGGGUUGAGAUGGAUCUAAACGACGGCUUAUUCAGUCAGAAUGGACGUUGUGGCUACGUACUGAAACCAGCGUUCAUGCGCAACAUUGACGAGAGGUUUGACCCAGAAAACCCCCAAAACCGAGAUGAUUACAAUCCGCUUAGCCUGUCUAUACAGGUCAUCAGCGGGCAACAGCUUCCCAAGGUAAACAUCAAGGAGGGCUCAAUUGUUGAUCCCCUCGUUCGGGUGGAAAUUCAUGGUGUACAGCUGGACCAGGCCAAGCAGGAAACCAGAUACAUUGACAACAACGGUUUCAACCCGGUAUGGUACGACACACUUCAGUUCACCGUUCACGCCCCUGAGUUGGCGCUGGUUCGGUUUGUCGUGGAAGACUAUGAUAAAACAUCAAAGAACGACUUUGUGGGACAGUUCACUCUUCCUUUCACCUGUAUUCAACAAGGAUAUCGUCACAUCCAUCUCCUGUCUAAGGACGGCACCAGCAUACCUCCUUCCUCGCUUUUUGUUCACAUCCGGAUAACUAAACUAACGUAAAGCAAAGAGACUGAAUUUAAUGGUGUCUUACAUUGACACGUGCACAAAAGGAGCAAAAAUGCAACAAUUUCAAGUCUUCCCAGUCAACAUUUGUUUGCAGAAUGCUAACAUAUUAUUUAUACUUAUUAUAAUAAUUUAGAAAAUGAAUUCAAAUGUAACAAUUCACACUUUUAAGGUAAAGUUGUGUUGCUAUAGGUUUAGUUAAUUUAUACGCCAAAUAAUUUUAUAGUUAUUUUAUUUACUUUAAACGUUUGUUAUUAAGAUUUGUGUGAUUGUAGGGAGCUGUCUAAGUUCAACUUCAAUGAGAUACAUGUCCAGGUUGUAUUUUAACCUCAAAAUCAAAAGAAAAACAACAAGAUAAUGAAGCCUAUUUUGGUUUGUUUUAAGGACUAAAAUGUAGUUGCUAAAUUUAGUUAAUGACCCAGAUAUUUCAAAUGAGAUUCCCCCGCUGUUAUUGUUACCAUGCAUGGCAAGUCUUUAUCUUGCUUUGUGUAUUUUAGAUAUAUUUUAACAGAAAAGGUUUUGUUUCUUAGUCCACUCCAUUUCAGUAGUACUUACAGUGGUGUGUGUGUUAACUGCUCCUUUGGAAUAAAGUACAGAGAUAAUGGGCACAAGGGCUCAAUUACAAUUUUCCUUUGGCCCUGAAGCCAGACUCAGUUACACACAGAUACAGAAGGCAGUGAAAAUUACCCCGUCUGUUCCCACCUCCACCUACCUGGAUACAGUAUACUACUGUAUACAUUUCAAAACACAUAUACUCUUGAAUGCAUCACCUUUCACCUAUGUAUAAGAGAAAUUAAAGUAGAUUAUUCUGAAUAAUGUUAAGUCAUUUGUUAAAUCAAAUGUAUGCUGCUGGACUAAUAGUGUUAAUUUUUGUAUUUCUAAGCUUUGUAUGAGGCGGAUCUAUAUACUGUUUUUGUAACAUUGCUCAGUAACUAACUGUAAACUGUCUGUUUUGCUUGUAUAUAUGUAUGUAUGUAUUUAUUUAUUUGCCAUAUUCAUCAAAGAAUAAAGAUCAUUUUAAAAGGA
Molecule: messenger RNA, 5525 nt
Organism: Ctenopharyngodon idella (grass carp)
Lineage: Eukaryota; Metazoa; Chordata; Actinopteri; Cypriniformes; Xenocyprididae
Gene: plcd4a
Product: phospholipase C, delta 4a
Exons: 16
Coding region: 2211-4496 (761 amino acids)
Biological process (GO): lipid metabolic process; intracellular signal transduction
Molecular function (GO): phosphatidylinositol-4,5-bisphosphate phospholipase C activity; calcium ion binding
Source: RefSeq, a predicted model, not a curated record